AACACGUAUACGCGUGUCUGACUUCAUAGGUCUGGUCCCAACCCAAUUCUCCCUCCCCAAAUUAACCCAUUACCUAGUCCACCACGCAACCGUAACCUUAGCAAAUACAACGAAGCCACUUCUCUCUCUCUCUCUCUCUCUCGCCCCCCUAACCCAACCACUCUCGCCCAACCUUAGCCCCACAACUAGUCCAAACUCCAAACCCACCUUUAACAAAAAAAAAAAAAAAAAAAAAAAAAAUUUCAAAGCCCCUCUCUCUCUCUCUCUCUCUACAAAAAAAAAGGUUUUAUAAUGGCCUCGGAGGAAAACGACACCGUCUUCGCCGAAGAAGACUUCGAUGACGACGAAGACGAAUUAUCAGAAGAAGAAGAUGAAGAAGAAUUAGACGACGACGAAAACGACGACGUUCUCCCCGAUCCAGAGGACGAUGACGUCAUCAACUCCGCUUCUCCCUCCACGUCAUCCCCUACCGUCACCGUCGCCGUCCCUUCCUCCUCCGUCUCCAACGCCAUCGUCGCCGUCGAACCGCCAAUUUCCACGUCAGCAAUCACCACGACGGUCAUAACAACCUCCGCCGCGGCAGCCGCAGCCGCUGCAACAGCAACAGCAACCACCACGCCUUCCCCGAAACGACAGCGUAUCACUAUCGAGCCACACCUCGAGGAGAAGAAGCCGCAGCCAAUUCCUAUCGACGAUUCGAGGAGACUUUUUCAGAGGCUGUGGACCGAUGAGGACGAGAUCGAGCUUCUCCAGGGGUUUUUGGACUACACGACGUCGCGCGGCUCGACUCACCACAACGACACCGCUUUGUUCUACGAUCAGAUUAAGUCGAAGCUCCAGCUCGAUUUCAACAAGAACCAGCUCGUCGAGAAGCUGCGUCGUUUGAAGAAGAAGUACCGAAACGUUGUCGGCAAAAUCAGCACCGGCAAAGAUUUCUCCUUCAAGAGCCCUCACGAUCAAGCCACCUUCGAAAUCUCGCGCAAGAUCUGGAGCAAUAGUAAUAUCAAUAACAAUUCGAAUAAUCGCUUCGCUGUGGUGGUGGAUGAUUCGGUUUUCGACGACGAAGAUUCGAAAAACCCUAAUUUGUUGGAGGAGAAUGCGAAUUACAACAAUAGCGGCGAGAAGAAGCCGAAUUCGUCGCGAAAAAGGUCAAGAUCGCGGGUUCGGACCGAGGAGAAGGCGAAUAAUGGGAAUGAGAAUGUUGUUGGGAGUGGCGGCAGCGGUGGCAGUGGCGGCGGCGGCGGUGGCGGUGGUGGUGGUGGGAAUUUGGGGGGAAUGAUAGAGGAAACGGUGAAGAGUUGCUUGUCGCCGCUGUUUAAGGAGUUGUUGAGCAAUGCAAUGGGGGGGAGUGGAUUUGGAGGGAGGGGAAUUGGGUUUGGAGGGAUGGGAAUGAAUGCAAUGGCGAUGAACGCUAUGCCGUUGAAUUUCGGAGGAGGGGAGAGUGGCGGUGUGGUGGAUGAGAAGUGGAGGAAACAGCAGAUAUUGGAGCUGGAGGUGUACUCGAAGCGGUUGGAUUUGGUGCAGGAUCAGAUUCGGGCCGCCUUGGAGGAGUUGCGGUCGAUGGGAGGGUGAUUGAUUGGUUGAUUUGAUGAUUCUAUUGGGGAGAAGGAAUUGGAUGUAAGUGGGUUGAUUUUACUGUUUUUAGUUGAUGAAUAUUUAUUGGUGUUUAUUGGUAGUGUAGCUGAGUUAAUUGCUUUUGGAUUCUUAUACUUUUUUUUUUUGGUUUUUGAUAGAACAGUUGUUGAAUAAUGAUUUCUAAUUGUUUAGUGUCUCCCAUAUUUUGUUCAUAAUCUUUGGAUAGUUGUAGAUAUUAGAUUGAAAUGAAUGAAUUGGUAGCAUAAUGACACGGUUUUA
This is a messenger RNA of Quercus lobata, 1854 nucleotides long. RefSeq names its product probable transcription factor At3g04930. Gene Ontology annotation, biological process: regulation of DNA-templated transcription. The transcript has a single exon. Lineage: Eukaryota; Viridiplantae; Streptophyta; Magnoliopsida; Fagales; Fagaceae. Gene Ontology annotation, cellular component: nucleus. The record is from RefSeq and is a predicted model, not a curated record. Bases 292 to 1572 code for a protein of 426 amino acids.